Molecule: messenger RNA, 2067 nt
Organism: Pyrus x bretschneideri (Chinese white pear)
Lineage: Eukaryota; Viridiplantae; Streptophyta; Magnoliopsida; Rosales; Rosaceae
Product: 6-phosphogluconate dehydrogenase, decarboxylating 2
Biological process (GO): pentose-phosphate shunt; pentose-phosphate shunt, oxidative branch
Cellular component (GO): cytosol
Molecular function (GO): phosphogluconate dehydrogenase (decarboxylating) activity; NADP binding
Source: RefSeq, a predicted model, not a curated record
GGGGCUUAGCAUAUGUCCACGUCACCUAACCCAUCUUCAACGACGGCUUAUACCACCUCACCUACCGAGCCAGAUGCUAAUCUUGACCCGCUAUACCAAGAAAAUAUUUUUUCUUAAUAUAAAAGCUCAACACUUUCCGCCUCCCACAGAUCUUUGAUUUCUUGGGUUCUGUUUGAUUUCCUCAGAUUUUCAAUCCCCUUUCUCUCCUUACAGAAGAACACUUUCAGUAUGUGGAUCUAGUCUGACAGUCUCACUAACAAUUGCAAGUAGCAGACAGGGAAAGAGAUGGCUGCACCACCAAAACCCACAAGAAUAGGCCUUGCCGGUUUGGCUGUCAUGGGCCAAAAUUUGGCCCUCAACAUUGCAGAGAAAGGCUUCCCCAUUUCAGUAUACAAUAGAACUACCUCCAAAGUUGAUGAGACUGUUGAGCGAGCUAAGAAGGAAGGAAACCUUCCCCUUUAUGGAUUCCAUGAUCCGCAAUCUUUUGUUAAGUCAAUCCAGAAACCCCGUGUCGUGAUCAUGCUUGUCAAGGCUGGGGCGCCUGUUGACCAGACCAUAAAGACCCUCUCCGUCCACCUGGAGAAAGGCGACUGCAUCAUUGAUGGUGGUAAUGAGUGGUAUGAGAACACUGAGAGGAGGGAGAAAGCCAUGGCUGAAUUAGGUCUUCUUUACCUUGGAAUGGGAGUUUCAGGUGGUGAGGAGGGGGCUCGAUACGGGCCUUCUAUGAUGCCUGGAGGAUCCUUUGAGGCCUAUAAGUACAUUGAAGACAUUCUUCUUAAGGUGUCAGCUCAAGUUCCGGACAGUGGUCCCUGUGUGACUUACAUUGGCAAAGGUGGGUCUGGUAACUUUGUCAAGAUGAUUCAUAAUGGGAUUGAAUACGGUGAUAUGCAGCUCAUAGCGGAGGCUUAUGAUGUGCUGAAAUCAGUGGGAAAGUUGUCAAAUGAGGAACUCCAAAAAGCUUUCUCAGAGUGGAACAAGGGUGAGCUUCUCAGCUUCCUGAUUGAAAUCACUGCCGAUAUAUUUGGAAUCAAGGAUGACAAGGGAGAUGGAUAUUUGGUUGACAAGGUUUUGGACAAGACUGGCAUGAAGGGUACUGGUAAAUGGACUGUACAGCAAGCUGCUGAACUAUCAGUUGCAGCUCCAACAAUUGAAUCUUCUUUGGAUGCAAGGUUCCUUAGUGGGUUAAAGGACGAGAGGGUUAAAGCAGCUAAAGUGUUCAAAUCAGCUGGCUUUGAGGAUAGCUUGAAUGCCCCAGAGGUGGAUAAGGCAAAGUUGAUCGAUGAUGUGAGGCAAGCUCUUUAUGCAUCCAAGAUAUGCAGUUAUGCACAAGGGAUGAAUCUGAUCCGUGCAAAGAGUAUUGAGCAGGGAUGGGACUUGAAGUUGGGCGAAUUGGCCAGGAUUUGGAAGGGAGGAUGCAUCAUUCGUGCAGUGUUCCUGGACAGAAUUAAGAAGGCAUAUGAUAGGAAUGCUGAUCUUGCAAACCUUCUCGUGGACCCAGAGUUCUCGAAAGAGAUUGUUGAGAGGCAGUCUGCCUGGAGAAGGGUGGUAUGCCUUGCUAUCAACUCAGGCAUCAGCACCCCAGGUAUGUCAGCAAGUCUUGCUUAUUUUGACUCCUAGAGGGAGAGCCUGCCGGCGAACUUGGUCCAAGCUCAACGAGACUACUUUGGUGCUCAUACAUACGAACGCACUGACAGAGGCACUUUCCAUACCGAAUGGUUCAAGAUCGCCAAACAGUCAAAGAUCUAAGUCCAGUUUCCUUGCCAUCCUACUCAAGCAGAGAACCCUCUUCAUCCGAAUAAUUUCUGCUGACGAUUUUAUGCUGGGCGGAGCUUCUGCCAACUCUUUUCGGUGAAAAAUUUAUCCCAAAUAUGUUUUAUCAGUUUUUUUUUAAAGACUUAGAAGUGUGCUUUGUUUUUCUUGUGCUUUUGGCAGAUCUGUCCACCCCCACAGACCCCUCUCUAAUAUGGAAGACAUAAUUCUGUUCAAUGUAGGGACUUUGUGGGGUGAUAAUCUAGACUGUAAUGUUUGAAGAAAAAAAUCAAUGAAAAAAAAUCUUAUAUUUCUCAA